AUGGAUUAUGAUUAUGGUGAAAUGUGCAAAGAAUUUUAUUCAAAUAAUGGUGAAAUCGAUGAAGAUAUUGAUGAAAAACAAACAAAACUUGAACAAAAAUUACAUUCCGAAUUAAUUUUGGAGGAUGAAGAAUUGUUUUCAAGUAAUGAUGAGAAUAUUGAUGAUAAAGACAUAUUGAAAAAAAUUAAAAUUGAGAAAGAAUUACAUUCAGAAUUAAUUAUAAAAGAUGAAGAUGAAAUAUCUGAACGAAGUGACUCAGAGAAUAAUGAAAAAAACUCAGAGAAUAAUGAAAAUUUCACAACUACUGAGUCAUUAAUUGGUCACAAACGACGUAGCCACAAUCGAAGCAAAUUAGUUCGACAAGUUCAAACAAGGAAAAAAACUUAUUCAUCAUUCGUUUAUAAAAGUUAUGUUCGUCAACAUAAACGAAUCCAUACAGAAGAAAAACGUUAUUCAUGUGAAAUUUGUAAUAAAAAAUUUACUGCAAAAGAAAAAGGAAAUUUUAUUGUACAUAAACGAAGACAUACGGGAGAAAAACCAUAUGCAUGUGAAAAGUGUGAUAAAACAUUCGUUAGUGCAGGUGAUUUAAUUGGACAUAAAUUAAUUCAUACCGAGGAAAAAUCAUAUAAAUCAUUUACAUUUAAAAGCCAUUUAUUCCAUCAUAAACAUAUACAUACUAGAGAAAAACCAUUUUCUUGUGAAAUUUGUGAUCAAAAAUUUACUACGAAUUUAAUUUUAUCGAGACAUAAACGAGUUCAUACAGCAGAAGAAUAUUUUAAUUGUGAUGUUUGUGGUAAAAUAUUUUUUUCUAAAAGUCAUUUAACUACACAUAAACGAAUUCACACGGGUGAAAGACCUUAUUCGUGUACAGUGUGUAAUAAAAAAUUUAUACAAACAAGUUCCUUAAAAAAACAUAAACAAAUUCAUACUAGGAAUGGAGAAGAAAUAGAAAAAUCAUUAUCGUGUAAUAUAUGUAAUAAAAAAUUGAGUAAAAAAAUUAAUUUAAUGAAACAUAAACGACUUCAUACUAAACAAACACCAUAUGCGUGUGAACGUGAAGAUUGCGACCAAAUAUUUACAAAUAAACAGGAAUUGUAUGAUCAUGAACAUCAAAAUGUUCUUAUUUUAAUUAAUAAAUAA
Molecule: messenger RNA, 1140 nt
Organism: Chrysoperla carnea
Lineage: Eukaryota; Metazoa; Arthropoda; Insecta; Neuroptera; Chrysopidae
Product: zinc finger protein 701-like
Exons: 5
Coding region: 1-1140 (379 amino acids)
Source: RefSeq, a predicted model, not a curated record